Messenger RNA from Didymodactylos carnosus, 804 nucleotides. NCBI's taxonomy places the organism in Eukaryota, Metazoa, Rotifera, Eurotatoria, Philodinida, Philodinidae. The record is from the annotation of a GenBank genome assembly.
AUGAGUCAAACAGCGAGGCAACCAACAAAUAGUGGUUUAACAACAACGACUGCCUAUUAUCAACCAGCAGCGUUAAAAGCAUUACAUACAUCUACAGCAACAUCAAAUUCACCAUCACUUAAAGCGUUAUCGUUAGAGUAUCAGAAAUUAUUAAAAGAACCGGUUGAAGGUUUUACAGUAAGGUUGGAUGAUGAUACAAAUUUAUACAAAUGGCAUGUAGGAAUAUUUGGUCCACCGGACACCUUGUAUGCUGGUGGCUAUUUCAAAGCUGAUAUGGAAUUUCCAAGUACCUAUCCAUUUGCUCCUCCAAAAGUUCGAUUUUUAACAAAAAUGUGGCAUCCGAAUAUUUACGAAAAUGGUGAAGUGUGUAUUUCAAUUUUGCAUCCACCUACAGAAGAUCCACAAUCUGGUGAACAUCCGAGUGAACGCUGGAAUCCAACACAAAAUGUUCGUACAAUAUUAAUGUCCAUAAUCAGUUUACUGAAUGAACCCAAUUGUUCAUCUCCUGCUAAUGUUGAUGCAAGAAAAUUUAAAGAUCAUAAAGAUUAUGAAUAUGAAAAUAUUAUUAAGAAACAAGUGAAUGAUUCAAAAGUUAUUGCCGAACAAGAAGGUAUUGUUAUACCAAAAACAUUAGACGAUUAUGUGGCACCAUCAAGAUCAAAUAAGAAAACAUUGACAGGAGGAAUUAGUCGAGACGAUGAGGAUGAAACAGAUUCGAUGUUGGGCAGUGAAAAUGGAAAUAAUUUGUCAGACAAUGACGAUGAUGAAGAAUAUAUGGAAGACGAAGAAGAUGAAGGACGAUAG